Molecule: messenger RNA, 1490 nt
Organism: Malus domestica (apple)
Lineage: Eukaryota; Viridiplantae; Streptophyta; Magnoliopsida; Rosales; Rosaceae
Source: RefSeq, a predicted model, not a curated record
CUGCAAUUCCGUCCAUUGGUCGAGCAAGAUUCGAAAACUCUGCAGAGGCUGCUUCCGGAGAUACCCAUGUGGGUGAAAAAAAUCCAGACUACGAUCGUGUUGACUGGCUCAACAAAUUUAUUGAGCUCAUGUGGCCUUACCUGGACAAGGCAAUUUGCAAAACUGCGAGGACCAUAGCAAAACCCAUUAUUGCUGAGCAAAUUCCGAAAUACAAAAUUGACUCCGUCGAGUUUGAAGUGCUUUCCUUGGGCACCCUACCGCCAACUUUUCAAGGAAUUAAAGUGUAUGUUACCGGUGAGAAGGAAUUGAUAAUGGAGCUACAACUGAAGUGGGCAGGAAAUCCUAACAUCCUUGUUGCAGCUAAAGCAUUUGGUUUGAAAGCCACGGUUCAGGUGGUUGAUUUGCAAGUGUUUGCUUGUCCACGCAUCACCCUGAAGCCUUUGGUUUCAGCCUUUCCUUGUUUUUCAAAAAUUUUCGUGUCUCUGAUGGAGAAGCCACAUGUUGACUUUGGAUUAAAACUGCUUGGAGCAGAUGCUAUGGCUAUUCCUGGCCUGUAUAGGUUUGUCCAGGAGCUUAUUAAAGAACAAGUGGCAAACAUGUACUUAUGGCCCAAAGCACUAGAAGUACAAAUCAUGGAUCCCACAAUGGCUAUGAGGAAGCCUGUUGGGAUUUUGCAUAUAAAAGUUCUUAAAGCAAUGAAGCUUAAAAAGAAAGAUUUCUUAGGAGGAGCAGAUCCAUAUGUGAAAAUCAAGCUCACUGAGGACAAGCUUCCUUCAAAGAAAACAACUGUGAAACACGGCACUUUGGACCCUGAAUGGAAUGAAGAGUUUAAUUUCGUAAUCAGAGACCCAGAGACUCAAGCAUUAGAGUUGAUGGUUUAUGAUUGGGAAAAGAUUGGCAAGCAUGACAAAAUGGGUAUAAAUGUCAUUCCACUGAAAGAACUUACACCUGAAGAGCCUAAAGUUGUGACUCUUGACAUACUGAAGAGCAUGGACCCCAAUGAUGCUCAAAAUGACAAGUCACGUGGACAGCUUCUUGUGGAAUUGAUCUAUAAACCCUUUAAGGAGGAUGAGAUGCCUAAAGAUGAUGAAGAUCCAAAUGCUGUACAAAGGGCUCCUGAAGGAACACCUGCAGCUGGUGGUGCGCUUGUAGUUACCGUCCAUGAAGCUGAAGAUGUGGAAGGAAAGCACCACACUAACCCACAAGUGCGCAUACUUUUCAGGGGCGAAGAGAAAAGAACCAAGCUUGUCAAGAAAAAUCGGGAUCCACGAUGGGAAGAGGAGUUUCAGUUUAUAUUGGAAGAGCCACCGAAAAAGGAGAGGCUUCAUGCUGAAGUGGUUAGCCACUCCUCAAGGAUGGGGCUGUUGCAUCCCAAGGAAACUCUUGGAUACGUGGACAUAGACUUGGCGGAUGUUGUUAGCAACAGAAGAAUCAAUGAGAAAUACCAUCUGAUAGACUCGAAGAAUGGACGGCUUCAACUCGAGCUGCAA